Phaeodactylum tricornutum CCAP 1055/1 is the source of this 360-nucleotide messenger RNA. RefSeq names its product 2-c-methyl-d-erythritol 4-phosphate cytidylyltransferase. Lineage: Eukaryota; Bacillariophyta; Bacillariophyceae; Surirellales; Neidiaceae. The annotation marks the transcript as partial. The record is from RefSeq and is a predicted model, not a curated record. The transcript has a single exon. Gene Ontology annotation, molecular function: 2-C-methyl-D-erythritol 4-phosphate cytidylyltransferase activity.
GUAGCGAUUGACGACUCGGCUCGACCGCAAAUACCCAUUCCAGAGCUGUGUAAGGUUGUCCGCGAUGCCAAAGAGCACGGCGCAGCCGUCUUGAGAGUUCCGCGCAAAGCUAAGAUUAAAGAAACGGAAGACGGUUCUACGGUUUUGCGAACACUUCCACGAGCUCGCUUGUGGGAAGUGCAUACACCAGAAAGUACUAAAGUCGAAACGCUUCAGCGCGAUUUUGCCAAAGUGGCGAGAGAAAAUUUGGAGGCGACGGACGACGUGACCAUUGUGGAAGCUUUGGGAGAAUCGGUCAAAUUAACGCUUGGCGAAUACACUGAUCUAAAAAAUACCACGCCCGAAGAUGUGGACGUAUAA